Molecule: messenger RNA, 348 nt
Organism: Echinostoma caproni
Lineage: Eukaryota; Metazoa; Platyhelminthes; Trematoda; Plagiorchiida; Echinostomatidae
Source: the annotation of a GenBank genome assembly
UCAGCCGGUGCUUCGGAUCGCAUUAACGCUCCGGAAUCAGAGUCCGGCUCAUCGUUGCCCAUUUUGGAGGAUAUUCUACAACAGAUUUGGAAUUUGGCUACACACGAAGACCCGGUUACUCCAAUCAUUAUUGCGCAGACUCGACGGCGUUUGGCCAAACUAUGUCACAAACCGGGACGUGUUUCAGUGGUGGGAGUGCUAAGUGUGGCUGGAGCUGAUGAUCUUUCCAAAGAACUGAUGUCCAUGAACGUCUCGAUCAAUAUGCUUCCAAAAGAAACAGUCGAAGUUGAUUAUCCGGGGAAAAUAAGUGAAUUAACACAGCUGUUCCGGAUGAAUGUGACAAUCUAA